GCGGGCAGCUCCGGUCCCCGCUGGGGGACUCUCGAGAGCCAGAGGGGAGUCCCAGCUCCCCUCCCUCCCUAGUUUUUUCCGAGGGAUUGUGUAGGCCCGGGGCUCCUCCCGGAAGGAAUAAACAGCUGCGGGGACCUUCUGAUCGCGAAGGGCCCAGAUCCUGCCUCCAUGUCCGGGGUCUUUGAGCUGCAGCCACAGGACGGCGGCGCCCCGGUCGCCCUGGCGCCCGGGGAGACGGUGAUCGGCCGCGGCCCGCUGCUGGGAAUAACAGACAAGAGAGUGUCCAGAAGACAUGCCAUUCUUGAGGUGGUGGGCAGUCAGCUUCGAAUCAAACCGAUACACACAAGUCCAUGUUUUUAUCAGUCUUCUGAGAAGAGCCAAUUCUUACCAUUAAAGACAAAUCUUUGGCACUGGUUGAAUCCUGGAGAUAGUUUUUCUUUAUUAGUUGACAAGUACAUUUUCCGUGUUUUCUCUACAUAUUCUGAAACAGAAUUGGAAUCUACUUUAAGAAACAGCCAAAUGCUUGAUGCAGAUGAUAUGUUGAAUGAAACACCAGAAUCACCCUUGGCGAAGUUGCCUGAUAAGAAAAGUGGUGCCCCACAGCUGGAAAGAAGCGCAGAGGUAGCAACAGCUCAGACUUCUACCACGAAAAGUGUGUCUUUCCUAGGUGAAUGUUCAGACUUCAGUAAGCAGCAAUUAAACCCUGCCCAGAGGAAAAGAAUCCUUCCAGCGUGGAUGUUAACAGAAAAUCUAGAUAAUGCAAUCCAGGAAAGUGGAAGAGGAGUCUGCAAAGAUAAAACCCAAGUAAACAUAACACAACAAGGAAGAAAGCGAUUAAUUUCACCAGGAAGCUCAGAAAGUAUGUCUGCAGAGCAAGACACAGGAAAAAAGUACAAAAACGCUGAUCAGGAAGAGUCUAUUAUUUCAUCCAAGCAAAUGCCACAAUCACUUUCUGCGAUCACAUUAAGUAACACAGAUACGAAUAACAUGAAGACUUAUGCACAGAGAAACAAAACCCCAACAGAGGAACUUGGUAAAGUUCCUGAACAUAAAAUCAUCGCUAAAGGAACACUAAGGAAAGAAGAAGCAGUGAGCCGCUCGGAGAGCUGUUCGAGUGCCCAAGGCCCAUCCUGCCAUAGUGAGUCUCAAGGAUCUCAUCCCGAGUGCAGCUCUGGUCCUGCCGACCCCGAGAUUUUGCAUGCUAAGGCAACUGAUUCAGUUCUACAAGGUUCUGAAGAAAACAAGGUCAAGAGGACAUCCUGCAUGUAUGGGGCAAACUGCUACAGGAAGAAUCCUGUCCAUUUUCAACAUUUCAGUCACCCCGGUGAUAGUGACUAUGGACGUGUAGAAGCCACACAUCAAGAUGAGGCUGAUAACCGGCCUGAAUGUCCUUAUGGAGAAUCUUGUUACAGGAAGAAUCCUCAGCACAAGAUAGAAUACAAACACAGUACACUUCCAGGGAGAAGCAUUGUAGAGGAAGACGAUGGGCAGUCCAGUGAGCAGGACCUGAAUGACAGCUUUAUAGAUGAUGAGGAAGAAGAAUAUGAGCCAACAGAUGAAGACUCUGACUGGGAGCCAGGAAAGGAUGAAGAGAAGGAAGAUGUGGAAGAGCUUUUGAAAGAAGCAAAAACAUUUAUGAAAAGAAAAAAGUAACUUUUCUUCAAUAAUACAUGGCUCAUGUUUACUCUUUCUUUAUGGAAAAACAUUCAAGAACUAAGGAGGCACUUAAGCAAUAAUUAUUUUCCUUUCUAUAGCUAAGACUUUACUGUUGACCCACUGCAAAUGAAACAUUGAAAUGUCAGCCCUCGGUGUAGUGUAUGGAAUUUGUUUUGUCACUUUGCCUUUUCUAUCCUAUUUAAAGCAUCUAGAAAUGGAAAGUAGAGUUAAAGAGAAGUAAUUGAUAUUUUUCACGUACUUUGUCUGUUGGUUAUAAAAAGCCAUAGGUCGCA
Messenger RNA from Phyllostomus hastatus (greater spear-nosed bat), 1949 nucleotides. It is a transcript of the gene APLF, whose product is annotated as aprataxin and PNKP like factor. Gene Ontology annotation, cellular component: site of double-strand break; nucleus. The transcript has 10 exons. Gene Ontology annotation, biological process: double-strand break repair. Lineage: Eukaryota; Metazoa; Chordata; Mammalia; Chiroptera; Phyllostomidae. Gene Ontology annotation, molecular function: protein binding; 3'-5' exonuclease activity; DNA-(apurinic or apyrimidinic site) endonuclease activity. The coding region runs from base 169 to 1653 and encodes 494 amino acids. The record is from RefSeq and is a predicted model, not a curated record.